Molecule: messenger RNA, 1553 nt
Organism: Theobroma umbraticum
Lineage: Eukaryota; Viridiplantae; Streptophyta; Magnoliopsida; Malvales; Malvaceae
Product: cytochrome b561 and DOMON domain-containing protein At3g25290-like
Source: RefSeq, a predicted model, not a curated record
AUCAAUUAAAACCCACUUAGCCGUUACUCUUUUGGUGUCUGUCUCGUCUGAAGAGAAAAUAAAAGAAAAGAAAAAAAAAAAUUAUGGCUUCGUGGUCGUCGGCUUUUCUUGUUUUCACCUUUUGCGCACUGCUAAUAUCACCGGCGGUUUCCCUCACCUGCUCCUCCCAAAAAUUCACCAAGAACCAAGUUUACGCCAACUGCGUCGACCUGCCUUCUCUUUCCUCUUACCUUCACUUCUCUUACGAUUCUUCCAACACCACUCUCUCCAUCGCCUUUAUCGCCACUCCCGCCAAAUCCGACGGCUGGAUCGCGUGGGCCAUAAAUCCAAAGGCCACCGGCAUGGCUGGUUCCCAAUCCCUCGUCGCCUACAAAAACUCCACCACCGGCGUUCCCGUGGUGCAUACCUUUGACGUCAGCACGUACGCUUCAAUUGUGCCGAAGGAUUUAUCGUUUGAGGUUUGGGAUAAGUCGGCUGAGAGUGGAACCGACGGGAGUUUGACAAUUUUCGCUAAAAUUAAGGUUCCGGCGGAUUUAGCGGCCCAAGGGACGGUUAAUCAAGUGUGGCAGGUGGGUCCCGGCGUUGGAGAAGAUGGCAAGUUGGAAAAGCAUGACUUUGCUACCGCUAAUUUGAAAUCUAAAGCAACCCUAGAUUUGAAAAAUGGACAGAGUAGCAGUGGUUCUGGAGGAGACACCAGGGUUAAGAAGAAAAAUAUUCAUGGGAUUCUAAAUGCUGUGAGUUGGGGAAUUUUGUUUCCGGUUGGAGCAAUGAUUGCGCGGUACAUAAGAACCUUUGAGUCUGCAGAUCCAGCUUGGUUCUAUCUUCAUGUCUUCUGUCAGAUAUCAGCUUAUGCCAUAGGAGUUGCUGGCUGGGGAACUGGUCUUAAGCUUGGAAGUGAAUCCCCCGGGAUUCAAUAUUCCGUUCACAGAAGUAUAGGAAUUGCCCUUUUCGCUCUUGCUACUGUGCAGAUUUUUGCCUUGUUUUUAAGACCCAAGAAGGAGCACAAGUACCGAUUCUACUGGAACAUUUAUCACCACAGCUUAGGAUACGCCAUACUUGUCCUUGGCAUCCUCAAUGUGUUUAAGGGUUUCAGUAUCUUGAGGCCUGAGCAUAAGUGGAAAUCGGCUUAUAUGAUUGUGAUUAUUUCCCUGGGCGGGAUUUCCUUGCUGUUGGAAGCCAUUACUUGGGUUGUAGCCUUGAAGAGAAAGUCUGGGAAGUCCACCAAACCUUAUGAUGGAUACAACAAUGGUCAAGCUAGACAGCAGCCGCUUGCCAUGUAAUCAACUAAUUCUUGCAGCUCUCCUGCCCAACCUGAUUUUGUAACAUGCUCCUUCCUCCCCUCUCAUGUUUGAGACACUGAGGUUUAUCUAUUUCGGACCACUUAUUUAUUAUUCUGUCUCUUGUAUAAUGGUUUGAUUCUACAUGAUGUUAUUGUACUUGGUAUAUAUAUAUAUAUAUAUAUAUAUGUAGUAGCAUAUUGCUGAAUAUUUCAGCUUUCUUUUUGUGUGUGUCUUUGCAAAUAGGAUUUAGGAUGGAUGGAAACUUUCGCGUCA